AUGUUUAUUUUUGGUAUGAAGAAGAAAAAAGAUUCAUCCAUCAGCAAAUAUUCGUAUACAAAACAAGCAAUCGUCCAAAAUAAUUUUGACCUUCAAGAAGCUAUCCUACAAAUUAAAAAUGGAUUUUAUUCUAAUAAUUGUACAGAUUUAUGUGAAUAUUUACAUGAUGAUAAUGACAAGUAUAUGAUAUUAGCUGAUUAUGAAAGUUAUAUUCAAACUCAAGAAAAAGUUUCACAACUAUUUAAAAAUCCGCUAGAAUGGACUAAGAAAGUCAUAAGAAACAUUACAACUUCUACAAAGUUUUCAAGUGAUUCUAUUGUAUUCCGUCAGGCUAACGAGUUAUACAAUUUAUAG
This is a messenger RNA of Didymodactylos carnosus, 354 nucleotides long. NCBI's taxonomy places the organism in Eukaryota, Metazoa, Rotifera, Eurotatoria, Philodinida, Philodinidae. The record is from the annotation of a GenBank genome assembly.